UGGGACUCUCUCCUGGCCUAAGGGUUCGGUCGCAUUGCCGUCAAGUAAGCCUGAUGUGAGGGUAAGGGUGAGUCGCAAAAGGUCGCAGUGUGCUGUUUCCUGUUAGACUCCGAGGCUGAGCUGAGUCAGAGAUGUCGGCAGUCGUUAGUGGGGAAGCCCUGGGUCCACAAAGCGGCUUUGCCAAACGAGUCCUGGUCACGGGCGGUGCUGGCUUCAUUGCAUCACAUGUCAUAGUUUCUCUAGUAGAAGAUUAUCCAGAUUAUUUGAUCAUAAAUCUUGACAAGCUGGACUACUGUGCAAGCCUGAAGAACCUUGAAACCAUUUCUAACAAACAAAACUACAAGUUUAUACAGGGUGAUAUUUGUGAGCCUCACUUCAUAAAACUACUUUUUGAAACUGAGAAGAUAGAUAUAGUACUACAUUUUGCAGCCCAAACACAUGUAGAUCUUUCAUUUGUCCAUGCCCUGGAAUUUACCUAUGUCAAUGUUUAUGGUACCCAUAUUUUGGUGAGUGCUGCUUAUGAAGCCGGAGUAGAGAAAUUCAUAUAUGUGAGCACUGAUGAAGUAUAUGGAGGUAGCCUUGAUGAGGAGUUUGAUGAAUCUUCACCCAAACAACCUACAAAUCCUUAUGCAUCAUCUAAAGCCGCUGCAGAAUGUUUUGUACAGUCAUACUGGGAACAAUAUAAGUUUCCAGUUGUUAUCACAAGGAGCAGUAAUGUUUACGGACCACAUCAAUAUCCAGAAAAGGUUAUUCCAAAAUUUAUAUCUUUAUUGCAACACAACAGAAAAUGUUGCAUUCAUGGUUCAGGACUCCAAAAAAGAAAUUUCCUUUAUGCUGCUGAUGUAGUAGAAGCCUUUCUCACAGUUCUAAAGAAAGGGAAACCAGGUGAAAUUUAUAACAUUGGAACCAACUUUGAGAUGUCAGUUGCACAACUUGCCAAAGAGUUGAUACAAUUGAUCAAAGAGACCAGUUCAGACUCUGAAAUGGAAAAUUGGGUUGAUUAUGUUGAUGAUAGACCUUCCAAUGAUAUGAGAUACCCCAUGAAAUCAGAAAAAAUUCAUGGUUUAGGAUGGAGACCUAAAGUUCCCUGGAAAGAAGGAAUAAGGAAAACAAUUGAAUGGUACAAAGAGAAUUUUCACAACUGGAAGAAUGCAGAAAAAGCUUUGGAGCCCUUUCCUGUGGAAUAAACAUUUUAUAAGAAGAAACAUUUAUGGAGAGAAAAGAAGAAAAUCGUUCUACCUCAUAGAUACUUAAUUUAAAAUCCAAUUUACCAAACAGAAUCUUCUUUCCUUUUGAAAGUAGAUUCGGGUGUUUUUGCACAAAAUCUCAAGGACAGAAUUAUGUUAUAAAUAAUAGGUAUUCUCAGUUCAUAGAAGAAUCACGUUUUGAACUGACUUGAUGGAAUUUUGUUCUAUUGCCAAUUGUGUUCUCCAAAGAUGAUGCUACUUUUCUGCACAAUAGGAAUAACAAUAGAAAAUGAGAUGAAUGAAGUGUAGAGAUGCACAAUUUAACAACUGUAUCUACAAGGAGAGAGUCCAUUCCUUGGUUUAAAAGUUCAUCAGUCAGAGGCUUGCUUCAUAAAUGGUCUAAUAGCUCAGAAAUCAAUCUUGGCAGUAGGGAAGGCAUCACUUGCAGGGUUUGUCCUCUUCUCUUACACAGUGAAUUUGCUAUGGAUCUAGUUCCCUUUGCUGGGGAUUGUUAUAAAUUAGAAUUUUAAGGUAAUACAGAGUAAGUUUUUAUUCCAAUUAAUGAUUGAAAUUCCAUUACAUGAUUUACCAUAAAAUGAGAAAUACCUGUCUGUGCAAAGCAAUAAAGUUGGAACAAGUUGGAAACAUUUUAAGCACUUUUAAAUUUUGGUACUUGAUUUUUAAUAAUUAACUUCAUUAAAGUUACUGUGUAAUUUAAAAACUUCCAAAAGAUUAUAUUUUUUAAUAGGAAUGUAAGAUUUGUAUGUUUAAUUUUUUUUUAACUAAAGUUAUUUUCUAAAUUAGUUAUUUUAACUCCAAAAAAAAUUUUAAGUUGAAGAGGAAAUGUAUUGCAAGUCUCACUUUUGUUUUAUAUUUACAAAAUCAUUAUAUCAAUGUUUUUAAUGAUAUAUUCAUGCUUUUUAUUCUAUUUAAAAUAUAAUAAACACUUCAUAUGUGUAUAUAUAUAUGUAUAAUAUCUAUAUUCAUGACCAAAAUGUAUAUGAAACUAGAAACUUAAAACAUUCAUUCAACAAAUAUUUUUGGAGCAUACUUUGUACAUAUCAUUGAACUUAAAUAUUUUUUUAAAGUGUUCUUUUUUAGAAAUCAAAAAUUUAAAAAUUACCCUGGCAUGGAUUCUGUCAAUAUAAAGUAAUUAUUAAAUAAAAAUUAAAAAAAAAGUAAAGAAAAAAUAGAAAUCAAAAAUUUUUGUUUUUCAUUUUUAAAAUUUCUUUUAUACCAUUAAAUUCAAGUCUUUUAACAUCAGUUCUUCUAACUAACUGCUUAUGAUGGGAAACAUUAUUUAGAUUUUUAACAUUUCUAGUUUAUGUUUACAUAAACAAUUUUCUAGUAAAACAUUUUUGACAUUUCUUCUGUCUCAUUGAAUUUUUUUUACACGUCAUUUAGCGUUUAUUGUUUGCUGACGGUUUAAGUGACAUAAUAUUGUGACAGUGGGAAAUAUGAUAAAGGGAAACACAUGUGAAAGUUGGUUUAGUGAUAUAAAUUUAGCACAUAUUGUGGAGAUUAAUUACUGGAUGCAGAAAUAUCCUCAAGCCAUUCUUGGAACUGAAUUAGUUCCAAGAAUCAUAAAGAUAUUGGGCAAAAGUAUGUGAGCUAAUUUAUCUGUGCCUAAUAUGAGAGUAUUUCUCCAGGGUUUGAUUAGAAAAGUGAGUUUUCUCAAUGGACUCAUUGGUGACUCUCACAUAUUUGUUUUAUAUAAAUGCCUUUUGUAAAUGUCCCACAGUCUUAGAGACUAUCUAAAUUGAUUAGAUUAUGAAUGAAGUUGGGCAGCCUGAUGUGGAUGCUUCACAACAUUGCCUCCCGGUGCAUCUGUGUGUGCAAACAAUUCAGAUAUUGAGGAAACAGGGAAAACAUGGGUGUUCCAUCUUUGACACCAGCUUUGUCAGAACAAUAAUUUGGAUAGAGAAUGAACAAGAACAUGCAAAAGAGUUUGGAUGGGUUGCCAUUAUAUCUCCACAUUAUAUGAUAAUCAAAGACAGAAAUAUUCAGUGUUUCAAUGUCAGCCCCACACCCCCUACCUGUUUCCCCUGUCUUUGUUAUAGGACCAUUACCAAUAUCUUGCACCAGUCCUGAAUCUUGGCUACUUGUGUCUAGCUUCCUGUGAGCCUUCUCCAGUGCUGCAGAGACCAUCUGAUGAACAAUAAUCAAAUCUCCCCCACCCUCAUUUUUUUUUUCAGCUCUGUAAUAUCUGCCUUCACCUGAGGCAGAAACAUCACCACCUGUCAUGAGGCUGAACUUCAAAGGAAGACUGAACUAUCUAAUCAGGACACCUCAUGGUGCAGUGGAUGGAGUGUUGAGCCAGGAACCAGGAACCUGUGUUCAAAUCUAGCCUCAGAUAUUUGUUAGCUAUGUAACUGGACAAAUCACUUAAAGUUUGCCUCAGUUUCCUCAUUUGUAAAAUGAGACUAACAAUAACCAUGUACAUUCCUUUCAAGGGUAAUGUGAAGAUCAAAUGAGAAUUAUAAAGUGCUUAGCACAGUCCCUGGUACAUAAUAAAUCCUAUAUAAGCAGUAUCUAUGAUUGUUAAUCAUCUGCCUCCCUCAGUGAACGUCAGUGGACCUGGGCUCUUUCCUCAAUAAUUAACAUACUCCCACCAUCUCAUUCUUCCCCCUUCCUAAACAUUUUGAACACCAGAUUUCUGAUGGGCAAAUCCUGCCCCCCAUCUCCAGCUACCUUUCCUUCCAUAUUCCUCAAUCUUACCUUCCCUCUUCUCACAUGUAUUCUAUUCUGGAUCUACAGGCUCCUCCCAUUUUGCUCUUUGGAAUGCCUCCUCCAUUGUUAACAAAAUUUUAAUCUUCAUCCUCUCCCUUUUUCACUCAUUUCAUUUUUUGGCACUCACUGAGACCCGGUUCCCACCUGUUAAUAAUAAAGGUGAUACAAAAGUUUUUAUUCCAAUUAA
This is a messenger RNA of Antechinus flavipes (yellow-footed antechinus), 4104 nucleotides long. RefSeq names its product TDP-glucose 4,6-dehydratase (gene TGDS). The transcript has 12 exons. Gene Ontology annotation, molecular function: dTDP-glucose 4,6-dehydratase activity. Lineage: Eukaryota; Metazoa; Chordata; Mammalia; Dasyuromorphia; Dasyuridae. Gene Ontology annotation, biological process: nucleotide-sugar metabolic process. Bases 132 to 1187 code for a protein of 351 amino acids. The record is from RefSeq and is a predicted model, not a curated record.